CUCCUCCCCAUCCCGCACUGGCGCCGCGUGGCUCCUCCUGCGUCCUCAACACCCUCGCCGUUGCUCCCUUCGCUGGACAGCAUGGCCAAGAAGCUGCACCUCGCCUUUCCCGAGUGGGAGCGCAAGCUCAACGACGUGCACGUCAGCCGCGAUGACAUGAACCGCCUCAUCAUGGACUACCUGGUCAUCGAGGGCUACAAGGAUGCGGCCGAGUGCUUCGCGGACGAGACUGGCCUCGACCCCGAUGUCGAGCUGGCAUCGAUUGAGAAUCGCAUGCAGAUUCGCAGCGCCAUUCAGCGCGGCGACGUUGAAGACGCCAUCGGGCGCGUCAACGAGCUUGACCCAGAGAUUCUCGACACGAACCCGCUGCUCUUCUUCCACCUGCAGCAGCUGCGCCUCAUCGAGCUCAUCCGCCGCGGCGACGUGCUCGAGGCGCUGGCGUUUGCAUCCGAGGAGCUGGCGCCGCGCGGCGAGGAGCAUCCGGACCUGCUGCCCGAGCUGGAGCGCACCAUGGGCCUGCUGGCGUUCCAGGGCCGGUUGGCGGGCGCGGCGCCGGCAGACCUCAGUGCGCUGCUGAGCCCGGCGCAGCGCCUGCGCACCGCCACCGAGCUCAACGCCGCCAUCCUCGCGAGCCAGAGCCAGGGCAAGGAGCCCAAGCUGCCGCGCCUCCUCACCAUGAUGACGGCCGGCGAGGAGCUGCUUGGCCCGCACGGCCCCGGCAAGCUCGAUUUCCCCAAGCUCGACCUCGAGCACCGGACACGCUUGCCGUAGCUCCACCAUCAUACCACGCGCGCGUGCGCCGCCAUCUCCGUUCACGACCCUCGCCAUGACCUGCACCCUCACUGUACCGUACCCUCAGAGCCUCGCUGUAUUUUCAAAUCAAGAAUCGUCACG
Molecule: messenger RNA, 894 nt
Organism: Tilletiopsis washingtonensis
Lineage: Eukaryota; Fungi; Basidiomycota; Exobasidiomycetes; Entylomatales
Exons: 4
Coding region: 82-771 (229 amino acids)
Molecular function (GO): protein binding
Source: RefSeq, a predicted model, not a curated record